CGUUGAAGCCCUGACCUGCCUGUCACUUUUACAUCUAAAAAUGCUGCUUGCAUACUGGUUGCUGCUGAAAAUUCCUUUGGUCUUGCCUAGCAAUAUUACCACGGGUAAUAUAAACCAUUAUCGCGAGCCAACCUAUAGUCAUCUGAGUUCGUAUCUGGUAUCCUUGCGGACUCGUAAAUAUAUCCACUCUCCUGGAGAUAAUCACUUCUGCACCGGAGUUAUCCUUACCAAUCGCCAUGUGCUUACCUCAGCACACUGCAUUACGGAUAAAAAGGGAGUGAUGAUGAGCCCUAAACGAAUUGUGGUGGCACUGUGCGCGGCCCUUUUUAGGACCCCAGAGUCAGAGGAAUUUGUUGUAGAUGUUCAAGAUAUGCUUAUCCACCCGUACUACCAUAGGAACCAGCACAAUGAUAUAGCUAUAAUUAAGCUGAAGAGGUAUGUGAAAUUGGACGGCCAUCACUUGGCUCCAGUUUCGCUUGGCAACUCCUCGCUGGAGGUGGGAAAUGAUUGCAAGACCAUUGGCGGAAACUUCGGCGUACGAAGGCAAAGAUUUGGAUCAUUUCAUAGCAUGCUGCUUGUGAAUGUCGAACUGCGGCCAUUCGACGAUUGUCUGAAGGUGAAGAAGAGUCUGAUGGAUGCUAGACCAGAAAACGAGGACCUCAUAUGUGUAAAGUCCAUGGAUCAUCAGCUAUGUACCACAGAUUUCGGUGGUCCACUAUUCUGCGAUGGUCAGCUGUAUGGGAUAGCUCUGGGAUCCAUUAAUUGCUCCAGUCCAGAUCCGGUGUUCUUCAGUGACGUGUCGUUCUACAACAGCUGGGUGUCAAAAAUGAUAUCGGGGGGAGUGGAGUCAAGCCCAUUUAUCGAUGCGAGGUUUUCCCUUCAUUUAUACAUCAUUUUAUUGAUUAACGACGUUUUCCAUUUAUUCCUACAUUAUCUGAAUCAGGACAGGGAAAUAUAACUCUCUUUAGAGGAAGGAAAAAUUGACCGGCCCCUGCAAUGCAUGGAAAAUUGGGGAAAACCCUAGGAAACUUUCACCUGUAUUGCACCUGUGUGCCACGUGUGGCACGUUCACUUUCCCCCAAAUAAACCGCUCUGACUUUCCUUUCAACUCCAACAACCUUAUUUCCAGUUGGUGCUCAACGCUUUUACACUUUUGCAUUAGUCAAGAAGCAAGGAAAACUGCCGAAAAACUUAAUAAAUUUGUACAUAAAACAUGAUUGAUAAAGGCCAUA
Drosophila teissieri is the source of this 1232-nucleotide messenger RNA. RefSeq names its product trypsin-3. The coding region runs from base 41 to 958 and encodes 305 amino acids. Gene Ontology annotation, biological process: proteolysis. The record is from RefSeq and is a predicted model, not a curated record. NCBI's taxonomy places the organism in Eukaryota, Metazoa, Arthropoda, Insecta, Diptera, Drosophilidae. The transcript is spliced from 3 exons. Gene Ontology annotation, molecular function: serine-type endopeptidase activity.